AUGAGACCUCCUGUUGGUGGUCUACUACUUCGAUAUCGGGGAAGGAAAUUGCGUGUUCAAAGAGAUAGGAAUCAGAGGUUCUUAGUUAAGGCGUCUUUAGAUAAUUCGGUUCUGGUCGUUGUUGCUGUCACUGCAUUCUCUGCUUUUUCUCUUGCCCACUUUUAUCACUACAUUAAUAGCAACAUCAAGAAGAGCAAAAGGAGUACCUCUAGCUCUACUGAGAUUAUUGGAAGCCCGUUUUCGUAUUUUGGAGAGACCCUUGAAGUAGAAAGCAAAGAAUUUGCUGAUAAUACAAGUGAAAAUAGCCAUAUGUUUGAGGAAAAAGAGACACGUGUACAAUUUCAGAAGACUGCAUCAGUGCAUGAUAGUUCUUUUUCAAUGAAAACAGUGGAGUCUUCUGGUGAUACUUUUGUUGCUGCUAACGGUUGUGAUCGUGUGGUUGUUGAAGAAUCUGAAGUUGGUGGUGCUGAGGCAUCUCCUUUUCCUUCUGUGCUUGGUGAAUCAGGCUCUGCGCUACCUCUUAAUUUUGCAACACAAAUGACUGAGUUGACAUUGGAAAAAAGUGGGGAAGAAACUGAGUUUGGUUUUGAGUUGUCUGAACCGGCGGUAAAGGUGAAGUCUAGUGCUGUUUCGGUUCCUGUAAAUAACGAGUCUGUUGAAAAGGCUGGGCUUUCUAGCUAUUAUGGUGCCAUUAGCGAAUCUGUUAGAGAAGACCUUUACACCUUUUAUGGGGCAAACCAAUCAGUGGUAGAAUCUGCAUCAAAUUUAGGUUUAAAAGAAGCAUCUUCUCAUACCUCUCUGCUUAAAAGCAAACGAUUUUCUUCCUUGAAACUGAAUGCUGUACUAGGGAGGGAAGAUUUAUCUGCUCAGCAGUCUCUUCAAGCUGCAGAUUAUGUCGAAAAAAGGAUUCCUCUUGCACAUUAUAAAGGAGGGUCGUUUCAUAAAAUUAAAAAUUUUGAAAAAAGCAGGGGAUUUCCAAGAAACAAGGAAAUAAAACAUCCAAUUCCGGACCACCAUUUGAAACUCCCACAGGUUCCCUAUCCAAAUGGCAUUAAUUCUAAAGAAAAGGACCAUCCUCCAGAGGAAUUCAAUGCUUACAAUUGUUUGCUAAGAGAGGGGAGGUUAGCUGAGUCUGUAGAUUUGCUUGAAGAUAUGGAAAGAAGGGGUUUGCUAGACAUGAACAAGGUUUAUCAUGCAAAGUUUUUCAAACUCUGCAGAAAUCAAAAGGCUAUCAAGGAAGCUUUUCGUUUCUGCAAGCUGGUUGAAAAUCCAACCUUGAGUACAUUUAACAUGCUUAUGUCCGUGUGUGCUAGUUCACGAGAUUCAGAGGGAGCCUUUGAAGUUCUAAAACUUGCCAAGGCUGUCGGAUUGAAAGCUGACUGCAAACUUUACACAACUUUAAUAUCAACCUGUGCUAAGAGUGGAAAAGUUGAUGCAAUGUUUGAAGUGUUCCAUGAGAUGGUUAAUGCUGGAGUUCAACCUAAUGUUCAUACUUAUGGAGCACUUAUUGAUGGUUGUGCCAAAGCAGGACAAGUUGCCAAGGCAUUUGGUUCUUAUGGGAUAAUGAGAUCUAAGAAUGUGAAGCCAGACCGAGUUGUCUUCAAUGCACUCAUCACUGCUUGUGGUCAAUCAGGAGCAGUGGAUCGUGCCUUUGACGUGUUAGCAGAAAUGACGGGUGAGGCACACCCUAUUGAUCCUGAUCACAUCACUGUUGGCGCACUGAUAAAGGCUUGUGCAAAUGCUGGUCAGGUUGACCGGGCACAGGAAGUGUACAACAUGGUCCAUAAAUAUAACAUCAAAGGCACUCCAGAAGUUUAUACAAUAGCUGUUAAUUGUUGCAGCCAGACUGGUGAUUGGGAGUUUGCAUGCAGGGUGUAUGAUGACAUGACAAGAAAAGGCGUGGUCCCCGAUGAGAUGUUUCUCAGUGCAUUGAUAGAUGUAGCAGGCCAUGCUGGAAGGGUGGAUGCUGCAUUUGAAAUCGUACAAGAGGCCAAGGCUAAAGGAACACGACUGGGAAUUAUACCAUAUAGCUCAUUGAUGGGAGCUUGUUGCAAUGCCAAAAACUGGCAGAAGGGACUAGAGCUUUAUGAGGAUAUAAAAUCCAUGAAACUAAAGCCAACGGUGGCAACUAUGAAUGCUUUGAUCACUGCCUUGUGUGAUGGGGAUCAACUUCCAAAGGCUCUUGAAGUUUUGUCGGAAAUGAAGAUAUGGGGCCUUUGCCCAAAUACCAUUACGUACUCCAUACUCUCAGUGGCAAGUGAGCGAAAGGAUGAUCUAGAAGCAGGCCUCAUGCUUCUUUCUCAAGCCAAAAAAGAUUUCGGUGCCCCUACCCUCAUUAUGUGUAAAUGCAUAGUUGGCAUGUGCUUGCGGAGAUUCGAGAAUGCUCGUUCCCUUGGUGAGCCUGUUUUGUCUUUCAACUCAGGAUGGCCUCAAAUUGAAAACAAAUGGGAGGAAGGGAGGACAUCGCUGGCCUUAGUGGUCUACCGUGAAACAAUUGCAGCUGGUGAGAGGCCCACAAUGGAACUUGUUUCACAAGUUUUGGGAUGCCUGCAGCUCCCUUGUGAUGCCUCACUGAAAAACAGACUUAUUGAAAAUCUGGGUGUCAGUACUGCUGUCUCAUCAAAAUGCUCUAACAUCUGUUCUUUGGUGGAUGGAUUUGGAGAAUACGAUCCUCGUGCUUUUUCCUUACUUGAGGAAGCUGCUUCUCUUGGAAUUAUUCCAUUGGUAUCCUUCAAAGAGAGUCCUAUUGUUGUUGAUGCUAAAAAGCUGCAAAUUCAUAUUGCCGAGGUGUACUUCUUAACUAUUUUGAAAGGUCUGAAGCAUCGGCUUGCUGCUGGUGCAAAGUUACCAAAUGUAACCAUUUUACUGCCCAUAGAGAAGGCACAAAUCAUGACUCUUGAAGGGGGAAAACAAUCAAUGAUCAGCCAGGCAAUUGCAUCGCUUUUGAGAAGGCUAGGACUACCUUACCAAGGGAAUGAAUCAUAUGGAAGAAUUAGAAUCAACGGGAUUUCCUUGAGAAGAUGGCUUCAGCCAAAGCUUGAUUCUCCAUUACUCUUGCAUGCUAUGAUGGGGGGUCGGUCUCUCCACAAAACUAAAAAUUUCAGAAAAACCAAUAGAUUUCCAAGAGACAAAGAAGAAGGCAUCAGUUCAAAACUGCCAGAGCUCCUCUCCUAUCCAACUGGCCUGCCUUCUAAACUAAAGGACCAUCCUCCAAAGUUAUACGGUGCUUACAAUCUGUUGCUAAGAGAUGGAUAUACAAAUGAUUGCAAAUUGAACUUUACGCUCUACAACAUUAAAUCGGCCUUUGCUAAGAGUGGAAAAGUUGAAAAACAGCAUGGCGAUUACAGGCUUUCGUUAUGA
Molecule: messenger RNA, 3360 nt
Organism: Dovyalis caffra
Lineage: Eukaryota; Viridiplantae; Streptophyta; Magnoliopsida; Malpighiales; Salicaceae
Source: the annotation of a GenBank genome assembly